Molecule: messenger RNA, 906 nt
Organism: Botrytis sinoallii
Lineage: Eukaryota; Fungi; Ascomycota; Leotiomycetes; Helotiales; Sclerotiniaceae
Exons: 2
Coding region: 1-906 (301 amino acids)
Biological process (GO): endoplasmic reticulum to Golgi vesicle-mediated transport; vesicle fusion with Golgi apparatus
Cellular component (GO): membrane; trans-Golgi network
Source: RefSeq, a predicted model, not a curated record
AUGUCGCAAUUUUAUUCCUCCCCUCCCCCCAAUAACCCUUACGGCGCAUCCAACACUGCAGCUCAAAACCUCCAAUUCUACCCCUCAACAUACGCUCCCGGCCCCGUCUCCGGUCACGCAACACCACAGGCAGCAUAUGGAUAUGGUGUUCCCCCCGCUGCGCAAGCAUAUCCUGGUGCUGGAGGUGGCGGGUUUGGAUUCCCAGCAAGUGGACCAGCGGGGGUUAGUGGGCGGAUGGGAGAGAGUGGUGGAUUGAGAACGGGAUGGCUAGCUGCUUUUGGAACUGAGGGUUAUGAUGGUGAACCACCAUUGUUGGAAGAAUUGGGAGUGAAUUUCGGUCACAUCAGGAGUAAGACAUUAGCAGUACUGAAUCCCCUUGCGCAUAUCGAUCAACACAUAAUGGACGAUUCUGAUCUCGCGGGACCCAUUCUAUUUUUCCUAUUAUUUGGAACCUUCCUCCUCUUUUCCGGAAAAGUACAUUUCGGAUACAUAUACGGGCUGGCGCUCCUUGGAUCCUCCUCUCUGCACCUAAUCCUUUCGCUCAUGUCACCACCUCUCAACACCGAUCCUAAUUCUCAACAACCAGUCGGUCCCUCACAUCUCUCUUCUACCCUCACAUUUCCACGGAGUGCUAGUGUGCUGGGUUAUUGUUUAUUGCCAUUAGUACUCACGAGCGUAGUGGGAAUUAUUAUGCCAAUGGAUGGACUAGUUGGAUAUGUGUUGACCACAUUGGCGAUUGUGUGGUGUACAUAUAGUAGCAGUGGGAUGUUCUGUGCGGUCGGCAGAAUGAAGGGGAUGCGAGGACUAGUCGCUUAUCCUCUGGCCUUAUUCUACGUUGGCUUUGGAAUCAUGGGUAUUUUCUCAAGCAGAGGGGUUGGAACUUUAGGAAAGGUUGCGGGAGCAUAA